UGGAGACUGUCCACGUUUACAGCUCUGCUCCACAUCCGCAGCCCUCUGCGUGGAAAAACGCACUCCCCACACGCAGGCCUUUAGAUCGCCUCCGCUUCUUUUAAAUUCGGCCUAAUGUCAAUUUUUUGCUGUUUUUACGUCACUUUUAAGUUAUUUGACCCUCUUUGUUUAAAAAUGCUUCCCCUUUGCGUUGUCUUCUCUGUUCUGGCUGCGUGGUUUUCCGUGGAGUGUAAUCCCAGUCCCGUGUUGGGAGAUGUUGUCGUGGACAGAUACGAGAUCCCCAAAGACUGCGCAAGGGAGGCGAAAACUGGCGAUUACGUCCGCUACCAUUACAACGCCACGUUUACCGACGGGAAGGCGCUGGACUCGAGCUAUGAAAAAGGAGCAGCCAAAGUCGGCCUGAUCGGGGAGGGUCGGCUCAUCGCUGGCGUCGAUAAAGGCCUGCAGGGGAUGUGCGUGAAUGAGCGCAGGAAAAUCACUAUCCCACCACACCUGGCUUACGGGAGCAGCGGGGCAGGUGAUGUGGACUGA
Gambusia affinis (western mosquitofish) is the source of this 531-nucleotide messenger RNA. Its product is annotated as peptidyl-prolyl cis-trans isomerase FKBP10-like. The record is from RefSeq and is a predicted model, not a curated record. Lineage: Eukaryota; Metazoa; Chordata; Actinopteri; Cyprinodontiformes; Poeciliidae. Bases 115 to 531 code for a protein of 138 amino acids. The transcript is spliced from 3 exons. Gene Ontology annotation, molecular function: peptidyl-prolyl cis-trans isomerase activity.